CUUUCAGGUGCAUAAUCCUAUUGCGUUUAUCCUUCUUUCGCGAUUGCGUGGCGUCAACUGCCGAAAGACGAAGAAUAACGCCCCGUCCAUCGGUUUACAUAAUAGCUAGCCUACACCCUGGUCCGGGCUUUGACCCGGGACCAGCUGCUUACAAGAUAUACAACCGUAGCUUUCUUGUUCUAUAGAUAUGGGGGAGCACUUGAAAGGGAGAAUUGAAUGCAGCCUGCCAGGCUUGCGCGGCAUUGUGGCUGACGAUAAGGACCAGGAGCAUGCUCUUGUAACACGGGAAGGGCCGACAAAGGGCGAUGCUGAAAUCGAUCAGCUUUACGCUGAAGCAGAGGAUAAACGCCUUUCAAAAACCUCGCUGCUGUUGGACGUCCUCAACAUAAGCAAUGUUCUCACUGACGGUGUUUCUGCCAUGGUUGAUGACUCAUUUAAUAAGUGCUUUACCAGCACGCGGCCAGAGCCGUGGAACUGGAACCUUUACCUUUUCCCCAUCUGGGUCGUGGGCGUGGUGAUCAGGUAUCUGGUGUUGUUCCCCAUUCGCUUUGUGCUGCUUUUCAUCGGCUUCAACUCCCUGAUCGGAAUGUUUCUGCUGGUGGAUCUCAUCGCAAUGCCCGGCAAGCGGAAAAUGGCACUGCAGCGGAAACUUGUGCAGUGGAUGUGCUGCGCGUGGGUGGCGGCUUGGCAUGGCGUGAUCCGGUACCAUGGCCCGAAACCCACCCCAGGCAAAAACCGCAUAUGGGUGUCCAACCAUACCUCCAUGAUCGACUACGUGGUGUUGUGCAGCUACAGCCCCUUCGCCGUCAUCAUGCAGCUGCACCACGGCUGGAUUGCUUUCCUGCAAAAACGCAUUCUGUCAUCGUUGGGCUGUUUGUGGUUCAACAGGACGGAGGUAAAUGACCGCGCGGUGGUGGCUGCACGCAUGAAGGAUCACGUCAACAAGGAAGACGCCAUCCCUCUGCUCAUCUUCCCGGAGGGCACUUGCGUAAACAACGAAUACACGGUCAUGUUUAAGCGCGGCGCGUUUGAUAUCGGGGCCACGGUGUGCCCGAUCGCAAUCAAGUACAACAAAAUUUUUGUGGACGCCUUUUGGAACAGCCGCCGCGAGGCUUUCGGCAAGCACCUUUUUCGCCUCAUGACCAGUUGGGCACUCGUGUGUGAUGUUUACUUUCUGGAGCCGCAGAGCAUACAGCCCGACGAGACGCCGCAGGAGUUUGCAGGCCGUGUGCAGGCCAUGAUUGCCAAGUAUGCGAACCUGCGCAUCGUGCCCUGGGACGGCUACCUAAAGUACUACAACCUAGGCGAGAAGAACCCCGGCCUCAUCGAGAAGCGCCGCCGUGUCCUGGCGGAUGUCCUGAGGGCCUACCUUGGCAAACCAACGGCGGCGGAGCAGCUGCAGGGCGACGGGAAGGGGCUGAAGGGUGUAGGCGAGGGCGAGAUGCAGCAAGGGUGGCGGAAGCUAUGCGCUGGCGGCGCUGUGCACCCUGUCUAGGAGCUCCCUCUGCGGACUUGUGGGUGGGAGGCGUGUUUGGCUGGAUGCGGCGCUGCUGACGCAACGGGAUUUGGUGAUGAACACGGAGAGUUGAUGCAUCGGACAUCACGAAACGCAGUUGCGAGGGGUAAAAUAGGGUGAGGGUCCGUUGGCAAUGGUGGUGUAGAUGAUGAUUAGUUUUCGGGGAGCGCCGCGACAUCAGUUGUACUGCGCAUUAGUGCGGUUGGUUCAGAGCGGCUUGCCAAAGCGUGAGCUUUUUGCUGGCAGCUGUUAUGAUUGCUGCAUUCAUUGCGCCGAGGUACCGUAAGCUGGAUGAGCUGAGGAUAGGACUUCCUGCUGCGGUGAUGUUCCUUUGUUUGAGCAGGUGAGCUUCUGUUACAUCUUGCAAGUAGGAAUCAGAUAUUCAGCGACUCUUGGGGAUCGAUUGACCUCGUGCAUUUGACAGAGCACUAAAGAAUUGAAUUUUCCUUUCGUGCUCACGUGGAUACGGACAUCCAGACGGGUUGGAUGGUAUGACCGCAUCUCAUAUGUCUGCAAGAAGGAGAAAGGAUAAAACUUCAUGGAAGGGCACUGGCCCGUACCGGCCACCUCCGUCUACCCCGUCUCUUCCUUCCAGAACCAUCCUCUUUGGCCAUUGCCUGAUGUCUUUUGCACCAGACACAUUUGGGUUCCAAACGGCCUAAGACAUCAUUAUUAUCUAUCUGACGGGUUCAAGAUUCGCGCGCAAAACAAUCCAGGUUGCAAAUUGUACCAUAUUGCCCCAUCUCUACAUGACGCUGUUCCCCUGCGUUCCCAGGACUCGCGCACUGCAAAACACCCUCUUCGCACUAAUUGUUGUCGUUAUCUCUCGCAUAGAUUUGUCAGCUAGGUUUGUCCACAAUACCAACAGAACCUCGUCAUAGUCCAGCUCACAAGACCAAAAAAAACUGAAAGCACGCCACCGAUUUGGAUACCACCAGCAUAUUUAGCGCUUCGCCCGCCAGCAAAGACGUCGUACCCAAAGUGUGUUGAGUUCAAGACGUGUGUUUUAUUGUUUAAGGCAAAAGAGUACACGGCAUCACGCGACCUGCUAACAGCAACUUUGCAAUUAUGUAUGUCAUAUGCGCCCUUGCAUAGUAAAAAACACACAUACUUAAAUCCC
Messenger RNA from Volvox carteri f. nagariensis, 2636 nucleotides. RefSeq lists its product as uncharacterized. The transcript has 8 exons. NCBI's taxonomy places the organism in Eukaryota, Viridiplantae, Chlorophyta, Chlorophyceae, Chlamydomonadales, Volvocaceae. Gene Ontology annotation, biological process: triglyceride biosynthetic process. Bases 188 to 1495 code for a protein of 435 amino acids. Gene Ontology annotation, cellular component: endoplasmic reticulum. The record is from RefSeq and is a predicted model, not a curated record. Gene Ontology annotation, molecular function: glycerol-3-phosphate O-acyltransferase activity.